GGCCCAGAUCAAGCAUGAGGUAAGAUGGGCAACUACACGCGGCCCGGCGAGCGGCCGCCUCUCAAGGAUCGCUCAAACAACGUAAUCCCGCCCAACAUGCCCGCCGGCCACGGCUCGGAAAAUGUUGACCCCUCGCGGAGUCGCUAUCGCCGCGUCAAGGCGCCCCCGAGCACCACUGCUGCUCCUCCUCCAAACCCGCGCUUGUCAGCUAUCUCCAAGGACUCUCGCUCCACGGCAGACUCGAAGCGUGCAUCGCAGGUCUCGGCGGCGUCGAACCCUUCGACCACCUCGAGCGGCUUCCGCAAGCCCAAAACCCAUGUCGGGCCCUGGCAGCUGGGAAAGACGCUCGGCAAAGGCUCUUCGGCUCGCGUGAGGCUUGCUCGCCACCAUGUCACCCAGCAGUACGUUGCUGUCAAGAUUGUCGCCAAGAGCGUAUGCCAGAUCACCCAGGCUGGUAGCCUGGCCAAGCUGGACGAGAUCGAAAGCGCCAUGCCCGAAGACGUAAAUGGCAUGCGUCGGAUGCCUCUAUCUAUCGAGCGCGAGGUGGCCAUCCUAAAGCUCAUCGACCACCCCAAUAUCGUCAAGAUAUACGACAUUUGGGAAAACAGGGAUGAAAUCUAUCUGAUCCUGGAGUAUGUCGAGAAAGGCGACCUAUUCGCUUACAUAGCGCGAAACGGGCCGCUGUCGGAAGAACAGGCCAUGUUCAUCUUCCGACAGAUCAUGAGCGCCGUCCAGUAUUGUCACUCGUUCGGCAUCUGCCAUCGGGACCUCAAGCCCGAGAACAUCUUGCUCAAAGAGGACGGGACCGUCAAGAUUGCCGACUUUGGCAUGGCUGCUCUUCAUCAAGGGCCCGGAGUGCCUCUGGUGACGUCUUGCGGAAGCCCUCACUACGCCGCUCCUGAGCUGUUGUCCGCGAAGGCCUACCGCGGCGAGAAGUCGGACAUCUGGAGCAUGGGAGUCAUCUUGUUUGUCAUGAUGGCCGCACGACUUCCCUUUGACGAUGACGAUGUCCGCGUCAUGCUUUCCAAAGCGAAGAAGGGGAUCUACGAGAUGCCACGGUGGUUCAGUCCCGGGGCGAAGGACCUCAUUCACUGCAUACUUCAAGUCAACCCCUCGAGACGCAUUUCCAUGGCGGAUAUGUGGGAACACCCCUUCACCUGGAAGUUUGGCUAUCUCGACGAGCUCAGCAACUGCGAGGGUGGUCCAGACCCUAGGCUGAGCCAGAACACCAAGCCUUUGGACCUCUGCAACAUCGACCCGCAGAUCCUCCGGCCGCUCCAAUCUGUGUGGCACACAUUUUCCGAGGACGAGCUGAUAAGCACGCUGAUCAGCGAAGGCAACAACGACCAGAAGCUAUUCUAUUGGCUUCUGCAUAACUACAGGGAGAGAUAUCUCGAGGACUACAAGCCCAGCUUGACGCACUCGGAGAGCGACUACCACCAUCUCCGCCCUCCACAGUAUUCCACACGGGUUUCGACGCGUCAGUUCCUCACUAACAAGGCCAACGGGACUGGUCGGAGCAUUUCCAAGUUCACCGUCAUCUCCAACGUGCCUGAGAAGGAUGCGACUGGGCCGGAACUUGGCACAGUCCGAAGCUACGAUCCAUACAGGGCUUCGAUCAAGUCGCACCCAAAGGCGACCCAUGCCAAGAUUGUCAUACAUCGUGACGCCACAGGGUCUGUCCAGAGAUCCGUGUCGCUCGGCUCGACAGCCAUGCGGAGGGCCCGUGGUGCGAGCUCCAGCGGGAGCUACUUGCGUCCUCGCAAAUCCGAGCUAGGAAACCGACGCCUGACGGCCGGCACCACCGUGAGCUCUGCCCCCAGCAGCAGGCAUAUGCAGCCGCGCACACGUGCGGCCCCACGCUACAAGAGAGCUAUGGACUUCUCGGGCGUCCGAAACAGCCGUCGGCGGAGCGCGCUGUCGCGUGACAUCAAGGCACCAGCCAGUAUUGCUGGGGAUGAAUCUACCUAUGACCGUGAUGUCACCUCGCCAUCGAGCCACUGCAGGCCUUCUCGACAGAGCUGUGCGACGAGCGCCUCGGUGAAGAUUGAGAUCAGCCCGGCUAAUGAGCGGGGCGGAACCAUGGUCCUGACAGAGGAGCUCAGGCACUUUAGCAGCAGCAUCGCCAAGGACUGUGACGAGGCCUUUAACAGCUCUCUGCUUUCGGAAACACCUCUCGAUGGGAGGUCAAGAGAGGGCUCCCCCUUCUCUCUGAGCCUUGGCCCGCCUACAAGCCCGAGCCCGGCAACGCCUUUAGCUACCCCUACAGCCCCUCGUUCAUCUCUGCAUCCUUGGGAUUCUCGACCACUACCUCCUACACCUCCUUCAUCUGGCCACAAGAAUGCUCCCGCUGCGGCCUUCCAUGACAGGUUCGCGCCAGCAGGAGGUCAUCAGCGAGCGGGACAGCCCCGGUUCUCCUCGUCUCAUAGGUCGGGCAUCACGCCAAGCCCCGCGGAGCGACGUGUUGUCUCUGCGCCCGUCCAUGGGCCUUAUGGUGGAAGAGAGAUGGGCCAUCUGCCUGCAAUCAACGAGAAUGACGACCCAAACAAGUCCCGCAUUGUCUCUGCGCCCGCCAGGUCCCCCGCCCGUGUCUCCUCGCGGGAUCACGAAAACAGGGCGCUGAGCUAUCUCUCAAGGGCCGAGCAGACCAUUCGUGUCGUCCAUUCUCCAUCUUCCAAGCUAGCUGCUCCGGCGGUGGAAGCCGCCGCAGCAGUGCCGCAGCCACUCAAAAUUCGCAAGAAGUCCUCCGUCACUAGCCCGCAGGAGAGGCCUCUCCCGGACCCUGUCCCCUCGGCCGCCGAGACGCGGCGACAAGUGUCGGCUGCGACUUCGGCCCAGACUCGGCCCGAGUUGACCAAGACUGCAUCCCAAGGUAGCGCGUCCACCUUUGCGAUGAGGAAGAAGACGUCAACCUGGUUCAAGAGGCUGUCAAGGGAUUCGAAAGAAUCCAAUGAGGCCGAGGCCGACAGCGUGGCGGCUGCCAGGAGUGACAGCAUCCCACAGCGCAUGGAUUCCUGCGCGACACAGUCGAAUCAGACAGACUCGGCGUCGACACGAGCCAUGCCGCCUCCACCGCCGCAGGAUACUGCGUCCAAGAAGAGAAGCUUUUUGUUUCAAUUCUGGAAGAGCAGAAGUCAGCCGCGGAUGUCGCUUGUUGGCCCCGGAUACGAGGAUGCUGUUAGCUCUGAGCGACUGCCAUCGGGCCGUCAGUCGCGCAUGUCGAGCCGCUUGGAUGUGCUCGACCUUGACGAACAGGAGCAAGGCGGGCGCAAGAUCAAACCGCAGCAGAACUGGCUUGCACGCCUCUUCAAGGUCAAGCCAGCGACGCGGACGAUCUGCCUAACGAUGCCCCGGCGGCGCGCGCGUCAAGAUAUCGCCAUCAUGCUGCGGGACUGGCGCAGGUUUGGCAUGCGGGACGUCGAGGUCGACAAGGAGCGCAACAUUGUCUUUGCCCGGGUCGGCGCCAAGAACCACCUGCAGCUCAAGGAGGUGUCCUUCGCUUGCGAGUUCAUCACGGUGAUCGAGCACGGCAAGCGAAAUCACCUGAGCAUCGUCCGUUUCACCCAAGAAGAGGGAGCCGCCAGCAGCUUCCAGAAGGUGGUGGAUACGAUCCUCUCCGUCUUCACCAGCCGUGGCCUUCUCGUGACGGACAAGAGGAAGGCCAAGAUGAUGAUCAAGACGCUGAACUCGUGACCUCCCUGUGACUAUGCUGUCUAUGCUAUCCUUUUCCCCCAAGAUUGCGCUCUUCGAUUCACCUUCCCAUCCUGUCUCUUCCACGUUUGAAUGGCUUACGUUUCUCCUUAUUUCUCUGUUUCACUUGCUUCUUCUUCUGUCAAACUACCUAUACUUGAUCGCUGUUUUGGAGGGCUGCACUACGGCUACGCCGGGCCUACACGAUUGCCAUUUGGCGCCAGCCGUGCAUCGAGCGACCGCACACGGCUCAGUUAUUCUGCUGCUCGCCGGCCACGUCUUGGUGCUGGCCUAUUGGGCAACCAGCCGUGGAAUUUUGUGCCCACCGGCAGCAUGAUAUCGGACACACGACAAGGGAAGGG
Gaeumannomyces tritici R3-111a-1 is the source of this 4052-nucleotide messenger RNA. Its product is annotated as CAMK/CAMKL/GIN4 protein kinase. The record is from RefSeq and is a predicted model, not a curated record. Gene Ontology annotation, molecular function: protein serine/threonine kinase activity; ATP binding. Gene Ontology annotation, cellular component: cytoplasm. Bases 25 to 3693 code for a protein of 1222 amino acids. Lineage: Eukaryota; Fungi; Ascomycota; Sordariomycetes; Magnaporthales; Magnaporthaceae. The transcript is spliced from 4 exons. Gene Ontology annotation, biological process: intracellular signal transduction; protein phosphorylation.